AUGCCUCCCAAGACUGAAUUAAAGGGAAGCGCCGAGGUGGGAAGACGGGUGUGGAGUGUGGGGACAGAAACUAGGGAGGACUCGGCGGCGUGCAUGUGUGAAAGGAGGAUACGGCCGGGGGAUGGGCGCUCCCUCCAGCCAGGCACUAUGGGGGGGGGGGGGAUGGGCUGGGACUGCUGAAAGCUGGACUGACCCGCUCAACCCAACUCUGGCAUUGCAGGAGGGAAGAGGGCGUGUCUCCAAAUUCUCAACGCCCUCCGCACACGAAACGCGACUUCGAGAGGGGAGAGGGACGAUUCAACAGAAAGUUACGUUUCCGUGAAAAAGAGGGUGUUUUGCCCCUCUCCCUAGACGCAGUUCUCGAGGGGAGGCGUGCGGGGCGGGAGGGCGAAGGGCGGGGGAGCCGAGAAGCAGCGAAUGGAACGCUGGGAGCCGUGACGUGUCCCUCAGGCCGCCGCCCUCCCGGCUCAAACUAUAUAAAGGGCGCCGCUCUCCGCUUCUGCCUUUUUCGCUACGGGUUUGCCGCUGCUUCAGAGGUAAGCUGGCUUUCGGGCGGGUCGCGUUCAUAGGCCCAGGCCUGGGAGGGGGCGGGGACUGAGGGAAGCCCACGUGGUCCUCGCACGGCCGAGAGCCGUUCCUGGCGACUGGUAGGGGGGCCGAGGGAGAGAGGGACAGCGGCGGUUUGAAGCCGGGGGGUGGGGUGGGGAAGUGUGCAUGCGCAUGCCCGGUUGCCUUGUCCCGCGACCCAAAUGGGUUCCUCUGCCCCUGAGUCCGUUCCCCCCCCCUCAAAAAAUAACUGCCUCGGUGUGUGCGGAAUGGGGGUGGUGGUUUGUGUGUCUCGUGUGGGUGGGGGAGGGAAGUCAGAGAGGAGCAUCCGUUCUCCUCAGUGUGCAAGUGAAGGAAGGAGGGAGGGUUCCGAAGACACGUGUCGUGUUCCCUUCGGGGCGAAACGCGGCAUCUCCGGUGGGGCGGGAUGGGGGCGCCGGCUGCGGUCGUGGCAGGUGUGCCCCCAUAAUUGUCUUUAAAAAACAGCCCCUCUUUCCCAUAGCGGCCUGUUCGAUUUUACUCUUGCUUUAGUUCUGGCCCCGUGACACACGACGGCCCAUCCUCUUGUUACCUACAAGGGGCCCCUUUUCUCGGCCUUUUCCCCCGCUUUCCGCUCAGAAGGAAGAGGGAAAAAAUGGCCGCCGCCGCUGCUGCCGUCACAAAAUGGAGGGCGGGCGGGGCGCGCGUGCCAGCCAACGAGUGGCUCAACUACCGCUCCUCACCGGACACCCCCCUCCCGCCGCCCCCCCCCCAAUACGCGAACCUUCGGCACGCUUCGCUCUUCCUUACUCAUCCCCCCUCCCCGGCCCAACCCGGGCUCGUGCUCGCUUGGCUUACGACACAAAGGAGAGGGAGCCGCCCUUCUCUCCCCCCCUCAAAAAAACCCCUCCCUCUCUCCUUAUAUCCUGUAAUGGCCACGACGCGGUAGGGUCUUGAGAACAGUUUAUGAGGGGAAUUCUAGCCCAGGUUAGCCUCGUCGCGGUCGCCGUCCCCUUCUCUCACGCGCCCUCCCACGGUGGGUGGAGCUGGCUUGGGCCUAGUUUGGGCCUCGAUCCCUUCAAUCAAAGGGAGCAGAUAACCGGCCUUGGACGGCCAGCCCGCAUGGCGUCUUCUACUCGUGUUGUUAACGCUCCUCUCCACUAGGGGGUUCUGCUUUAACUGCAUUUUCUUUUUAUAAAAACUGCUGGUUUUUUUUUUACAUUCCUCUCUUCCCCCACACCUCCAAGGUGCUUUAUCUGAAGAGCAAGAGAACCAUCUACUAA
Podarcis lilfordi (Lilford's wall lizard) is the source of this 1808-nucleotide messenger RNA. The record is from the annotation of a GenBank genome assembly. NCBI's taxonomy places the organism in Eukaryota, Metazoa, Chordata, Lepidosauria, Squamata, Lacertidae.